Molecule: messenger RNA, 1698 nt
Organism: Pezoporus occidentalis (night parrot)
Lineage: Eukaryota; Metazoa; Chordata; Aves; Psittaciformes; Psittacidae
Product: proto-oncogene Mas-like
Exons: 3
Coding region: 623-1588 (321 amino acids)
Biological process (GO): G protein-coupled receptor signaling pathway
Cellular component (GO): membrane
Molecular function (GO): G protein-coupled receptor activity
Source: RefSeq, a predicted model, not a curated record
UGGUGCAUUUGAAGGUCAAGUAUUGCAGUGAAAUUGUGGUGUAUGGGUUUCAAACCCAGAUCUGAAUCAGAAAUAGAGGUUUUGCUGCAACUCCCAGCUUGUAGCACUGGGUCCUAAAGAUAUCUGCCUGGAAUGGGAGGAGGAGGAAAGUUCAUUCCGUCCAAAGAGAGGAGUAUUUUGGGACUGGGGUUGCUUUAAAAUGAAAUAAAAGAGGAACAUGACACAGGCAACAAUCAGCUCUUCCCAUAGGUCUGAUUUCUGAGAGUCCUUUUAGUCAUUUCCUGUGCGAGGAAGAGUCUAUAGCCAGAACCCUGCUCCUGUCAAACACAAUGAAAUAGCCCCCUCUUUACAGGAACCCUUGACCUGCUUGGCUGUCAGCAAGCUGCUUUGUGAAAGGAGCUGAGAACGACCCCUUGCUGGAGGCUGCACAGGCUCACCAAGGUUUCGGUCCAGCUUUCCAAGUGCUAAUUCCAGGAAACCUCGUGAAGCAUCACAGAGGCAGGAGGUGAUCUGUUUCAUUAAAAGCCGGGAAGGAGGCAUCUCCCCAGCUUUGGCUCCACCUCUAUACAUGCUUUUUGUGCCAGCUGUGUGAGGAGGAAGGAGAAGCAGCAGAGGUUUUGCAAUGAGCACAUCCCUCCCUGCCGUGGAAGGAGCCAGCCCUGCUUGCUGGAGCCAGCCAGUGUGGAACAGGAGUUGGCAUCACCAGCUCUUGAUGCAUGGGGACACUCACUACAACUGGACCAACUGUGAACCUGGUCACUGGAGCAAAGUCCCUGCCACGCUGCUCAUCUGCCUUUGCGGGCUGCUGGGGAACGCGGCUGUGCUCUGGUUCUUCACCUCCCACGUCCACAGGAACCCCAUCACCAUCUACGUCCUCAACCUGGCCGUGGCUGACUUCACCUUCCUCCUCUCCAUCACCACUGCCCUUGGGGUACUUUAUGGCCCAGAGACCCUUUGCCACAGGCUGGGCUCACGGGACGUGACAACUGUGUUGAACAUCACCAUUCUCUUCUCUUUCACCGCCAGCGUCUUCCUCCUGACAGCCUUCAGUGCCAUGGCAGCUCUGUCUGUCCUCCCCAUGGCCCACUGCCACCGCUCCCAGUGCUUGCCAGUGCUUGUGUGUGCCCUGUUCUGGGCCCUCUCCUUCCUUCUCGCCCUGACCCUCUUCUUCUGCCCUGCAGCACUCAUUGCCUUCAUCCUCAGCUACCUCUUAUCACUACUUACCCUGGUUUUAUCUGGUUUAACCCUGCUUGCCAGGGUCUUGUGCUGUUCAUGGCAGCAUCCUCCAGGGAAGCUCUGUGCUGUGGUCCUGCUCGCUGUCGUCUUCUUCCCCUUCUUCACAGCUGAUUUUGAGUAUUGGCUUUUGCUAAGGCUGUUUGAUUUUUCAGUCUUUGUCUUCGAUGCCUCUCUGCCCUUGGCCUGUGUGAACAGCAGCAUCAACCCUGCUAUUUACUUCUUGGCUGGGAGCUGCACAAACAAGUUCACACUCUCUGUGAGGGUUGCUUUCAAGAGGGCUUUUGGAGAUGAAGCAGAGCCUCAGAACAGAGGUGAAACUCCCAGAGCAAACACAGUGGAACCAGCUGUUUAAACCUCUGCAACCUCCCCCCCCCGCCCCAGGGAGAAGAUGCUCCAGGGAUGGAGAGAAGGAAUAUGGGCCAGAACAGGAUUAGCUGCAGCGUGACAGUGUGCUGGGUGGCA